Molecule: messenger RNA, 1713 nt
Organism: Megalops cyprinoides (Indo-Pacific tarpon)
Lineage: Eukaryota; Metazoa; Chordata; Actinopteri; Elopiformes; Megalopidae
Product: potassium voltage-gated channel subfamily A member 10-like
Exons: 1
Coding region: 1-1713 (570 amino acids)
Biological process (GO): protein homooligomerization; potassium ion transmembrane transport
Cellular component (GO): membrane; voltage-gated potassium channel complex
Molecular function (GO): delayed rectifier potassium channel activity; protein binding
Source: RefSeq, a predicted model, not a curated record
AUGGAGGUGUCCCUUGUUAACUUUGAGAACCCAGAUGAUGUCGGCAUCUAUGUGGGUGACCCGGGUGACUCAGACUGCCAGACCGAGAUGACCACGCUCACUGCGGGCACGCCUGGCCGAAGCAGGGGAAACAACCGCCUGAGCACACCGCCGCAUUCACCUCAACGGGGAAGACAAGGGCAGCAGCCAGGAAAACAGGGGGCCUCACCCACAACACCUCCCGCGCCCAUCAAAAGGGGGCGCCCAAGCAGCGGCAGCCUGGUCUCCAACUGGAAGCUCCUGCUGAACAGUGAUGGGACGCAGAGCGAGACCAUCUUCAACAAGCUGGCUAAGGAGUGCUGCGAUGACCUUUUCUGUGAAAAGGGGGGGCUGGAUGACGGGGAACAGAAGGUGAUCAUCAACAUCGCUGGCCUGCGGUUCGAGACUCAGCUCAAAACCCUGGACCAGUUUCCAGACACACUCCUGGGGGACCCCAUGAAAAGGAUGGACUACUUUGACCCCAUGAGGAACGAAUACUUCUUUGACCGUAACCGUCCCAGCUUCGAUGGGAUUUUGUACUACUACCAGUCUGGAGGUAAGGUCCGGAGGCCGGCUAAUGUCCCACUGGAUGUCUUUGCAGAUGAGAUUGUUUUCUAUGAACUGGGAAGCGAAGCCAUGGAGCAGUUCCGUGAGGAAGAGGGUUUUAUCAAGGAGCCGGAGGUGCUCUUGCCCACUAAUGAAGUCCACCGGCAAUUCUGGCUCCUGUUUGAAUACCCUGAGAGCUCCAGCGCAGCUAAGUCGGUGGCCUUAGUGUCUGUCUUUGUCAUUGUCAUCUCCAUAGUCAUCUUCUGCUUGGAGACGCUGCCGGAGUUCCGUGAGGACAUGGACACCUUCCCAGCCCUGUCCCAGCUCCUCAACCAAACCCAGGAUGGCUACGCCUCUCUCUCUCCCCCCAGCCCCACCCCCAAGACACUUGCCGCUACCUUCACCGACCCUUUCUUUAUAGUGGAGACUAUCUGCAUAAUUUGGUUCUGCUUCGAGCUCACUGUGCGCUUUGUAGUCUGUCCAAGCAAGAGGGACUUCUUCAACAACAUCAUGAACAUCAUUGACAUCGUCUCUAUCACCCCUUACUUCGUCACCCUGGUGACGGAGCGGAUGGCCACACCGGAUGCCAACUCCAGCCAGAACAUGUCGCUGGCCAUCCUGCGUAUCAUCCGCCUGGUGCGUGUCUUCCGAAUCUUCAAGCUCUCCCGGCACUCCAAGGGGCUUCAGAUCCUUGGCCAGACCCUGAAGGCCAGCAUGAGGGAGCUUGGACUGCUCAUCUUCUUCCUCUUCAUCGGGGUCAUCCUCUUCUCCAGCGCCAUCUACUUCGCCGAGGUGGACGAGCCCCAGACACAGUUCAUCAGCAUCCCGGAGGGCUUCUGGUGGGCGGUGGUGACGAUGACCACCGUGGGGUACGGCGACAUGUGCCCCAUCACUAUGGGUGGAAAGAUGGUGGGCACGCUGUGCGCCAUUGCCGGCGUGCUGACCAUCGCCCUGCCCGUGCCCGUCAUAGUCUCCAACUUCAACUACUUCUACCACCGCGAGACGGAGCAGGAAGAGAAGCACAUGCUGGACGCAGCGGUGGAGGCGGGGCUGAAAUCUGGGACCGGCACCAAGCGCGGCAGCACAGCCUCCCUCAACAAGGCCAAUGGCAACUGGCAGAGUGACAAAUCCAAAAAUGGGAGGCCCUGA